This is a messenger RNA of Hydractinia symbiolongicarpus, 2977 nucleotides long. Its product is annotated as sushi, von Willebrand factor type A, EGF and pentraxin domain-containing protein 1-like. The transcript has 19 exons. Bases 84 to 2921 code for a protein of 945 amino acids. The record is from RefSeq and is a predicted model, not a curated record. Gene Ontology annotation, molecular function: protein binding; calcium ion binding. NCBI's taxonomy places the organism in Eukaryota, Metazoa, Cnidaria, Hydrozoa, Anthoathecata, Hydractiniidae.
AAAUAAUCAUCCGGUUCAUAUCAUGCAAACCUUUACCUUAUAAAGUACUGCCUUUCUCAAAUGAGGUAAAUCAAAUUUGCAACAUGGUGGCUUUAAUAGGAGCUUCUUUGAUUGUGCUCAACGGUUUGUUAUGUGUGCUAGCUAUACCAGAAGGAAAACGAUAUGGAAUGGAAAUAAAGACGUCUAAUUGGCUGUUUGCCGGCACUGAUAGCAGCAUAUGCUUUCGAUUGGCUGGAUACAAAGAUGGCCAAGGAAAAAAAUCACCAUGGAAAUGUGUGUCUGGAAAAGGUGGUGUUUACGAAAGAGGAAGUAUUGACCAUGAAGAGCUGUUAUCUCCACAAGAUUUUGAUGGUUUAUCAGGUGUAGAAGUACGAGUCAGAAAAGCGCAAGGAAGCGGAGUUAUUGACCACUGGAAACUUGCAUGGAUACGUAUACAAUACAAUCAAACAACUUAUCGCGCUUUCUUUUACACUACAUUUAAGAAACAUAUGCAAAUCAAAUCAUCAUACGAAAUUACAUUAGAGGAUUGCCCAGCAGGAUUUCAUGCAAUAAAUGAUGGAAAAGUUGACCUAUGCAUAGAUCGCAACGAGUGCGAAGAAUAUUGCAACAAGCCAGCUCAAAUUUGUGAAAACAUUCCAGGUGGAUACAUCUGUAAGUGUCAAGAAGGAUUUGAACCGAUCGGAGACUCCUGUGAAGAUAUCAAUGAAUGUUACCAUCCAAAUUAUACUGAUUGCUAUGGUCAAAAAAAUGCUCAUUGCGUGAACACGAUGCCAGGGUAUACCUGUGAAUGCAACGAAGGAUAUGCUGGAUUUCCAUGCCAAGACGUUAAUGAAUGUGCUUCAAUCGAUCACAAUGAUUGUGAACAAAUAUGCAAGAACACAAAGGGAAGUUAUAAGUGCCAGUGUAAAAAAGGUUUCCUACUUGCUGCAGACGGCAAAAGUUGUAUAGAGGCAAGAAAGUGCAAGUACAACCCGUGCAACGAAACAACUUCGCGCUGUUUUGAUAUUAGUGGAAACUAUGAAUGUCAAUGUAAAGAAGGUUACGUCAAAAGAAAUGCAACAGUUGAUCAAGAAUGCAGUCCUCGCAAGUGUUUCCCAUUGACCCUCACAGAUAGUCAAGUAACCGUUUCUCCUAAUUCGUGUUUAACUCCUGGAGCAAAACAUUACGGAGAUACAUGUAAAUUUAGUUGUCACAUUGGAUACACUCUGCACGAGAAUAGUGCUGAUACUAUGGUGUGUGAUGCCAAUGGAAUUUGGACCUCGUCUUCCGGCACAAAAUCUGUCACACCCAACUGUAUUCCAACACUCUGCCCCAAACUCCAAACAAUAGAAGAUGGCUACUUGGUGCCGUACAGUUGCACCAAAACAGGAAUACAGCAUGGUGGCUCGUGUACGUAUUAUUGCAACAAUGGUUACAAACUGGUUGGCAAUCAUACUGUAAAAUGUAACAAUAAAGAAUAUGUGGAUUAUGCAAAGCCUCACUGUAUUCAAAUACCAAAGAUCGAGUGUCCAGAGGAUGUUGCGAUCAGUUUACCGAUAAAUAAAAAUAAAGUCUCGUUAGGCGCUGCUUACAUUGGCGUAAUUUCUAAUAUGGAUGACAAAAACAUCAGAUCCAAUCCACCUUACGUAAGCGCAGACUACGAAUUUCCUCUUGGACACACUACAGUUAAAAUGUUUGCAAAAAAUGAAGUAGGCGAUGAAGCUAGCUGUACAUAUCGCGUACACGUUAAAGAUACCAGUCCACCAGUGAUAAAGCACUGUCCACAAGAUAUGUUGUACACAACAAAGGGGACUGGUAAAGUGUUUGUCAAAUGGAAGGAACCAGAGUUUGUUGAUAAUAUUGGAAUAAAGAAAAUCCGACAAACACAAAAAAAUAAUGAAUAUUAUCCACCGACAUCGUUUAAUGUGUUGUACGACGCCGUAGAUGUAAACGGUAAUUUGGCGACGUGCGAAUUUACUGUUGUAAUUAAAGUUAUUACUUGCUCGUUUGACUGCAUCGAGGGUGGAGAUCAAACUAUUUUAAAAUAUUGCACUUCAAUGAGUCCAGUAAGCGCAUUUUGUACAGCGCAAUGUCCAGAUGGAAAGGUUUUCCACCAGUCACCACCUUUCGGGAUGAAAAACGCUUGGAUGUGUUUUGAUGGAAACUUUCAAGGCGUUGAGAGAAUUCCUGACUGUGUUGAUAAAAUCCCACUACCGCAGGGGGACAAAAAGUGUCCCAGAGGAAGUGUUAUGACGUACGACUAUAGAGACCAAAGUGGGACACCAAAAUGCGGUAAAUGCCCGCGUGGCACUCAACACGUGAAAGAUAAAUGCGUCUCUUGUCCUAAACAUACUUAUCAAGAUGAGGAAGGUCAAGUAGCUUGUAAAAAAUGCCCCAUGGGAUUUGGGACGAAGAAGACGCGAAAUGUAAACCAGGAUGCAUGUAUAGGAAUGUGUCCGGCUGGAUUUCAUUCGCCUACUGGUUUUGUUGACUUUCGGAAUGGAGGUUGUAUUGCUUGUGAAAAGGAAUUCUACAGUUAUGGAUAUGGUUCAACAGCCUGUACUCGGUGUCCCGAAGGAACGUCUGCUCAAAAUAAAGGAGCCAUAUCAAGAACUGAGUGUUUAGAAAUGCCCAAGUCAUUGGCAGCUGUACCAAGCAUAUACGUCACAGUGUUGGCGGGAAAUAACGUAACAUUUUCGUGCGUGUCUUACACACAACCGCCACAAAAAUUAGAAUGGAAUAUCAAACCGUUAGUGUUUCCAGGGGGUUCAAGAUUUACCCACCAAGUUACUGAUUCUCCUUCACAACGGGUGUUAAGCUACACAAUAACCGAUGCCAGUCCUAAAGAUUCGAGAAAGUUUACCUGUGAAGCCACUGAUGUUUUUGGUGCACGCUCCUCCAUUGUUAUCAACGUUCGUGUUGUUCCAUUACGUAAGCAGUGAAUUCAUGUAUAACCACAUAGAAGGUUUAUAUUGGAAAUAAAUACGAAAAACACAGA